ACUUUUUUAUACCUAGGAUCUGCUUAGCAUUUCUGCGCCGUUCCCCCUUCGUCCCCACCCCGCCGCCCAUCCCAUGGCGACCAAAUCCCCCAGCCCUACCACGGACCCAGCACCCGCACCAGGCCCUACCCAGCACCCGCUCCGCCGCAGCCACUCUCCGGUCUCCGCGCGGGGCUCUACGCCGACCGCACCGAGCAGCAGCAGCAGCAGCGCAAUGAAGCCAACCAAGUCAGUGAGAUCCAAAGUCGGGGAGUCUCUGCCUGCUACCUUGAGCACUGAUUUCGACAACCAGGUUGGUGGGCAGAAAUCUUGUGGAAGUAAUAGAUCAAGCGAUUUAGAAUAUCUAGCAAACGAGAUAGAUGAUCUUGUGCUGCAACCAAGGUAUGAUGGCGUGAAUGGGCCAAAGAUGGUCUCAUUCUCUGACUUCCUGCGGAUCGUUGCUUCAGAAUCAGAACGACAACCUAGACGACGUCAGCCCAUUGGUGCCCUGCCGCAAGAUGAUCGUAACGUUUGUUCUUUAAGAACCCCAUCUCCACCCGUUGAAGAAGAACCAAAGGGAGAUGUGUUAGUCAAAUCCUCCCCUGAAAAGGCGGAUGCUGCAUUGGCGCAUGCUAUUAUGUGGGAGGGAACAAUUCAUCUUACUUGGUCUUCACUCACAAAUGUUGUUGCUAUCUUCAAAAGCGGUGAAAAGCCAUCUACCAAUGAGUGGCCCCGCUCUCUCGAGAUCAAGAAAAGAGUGAGCCUCGGUGUUUUUGAAAAAUUGCUUGGACUGCUUCGUGAAUCCAGGAAACGUACUAUAAUGGUAACUGAGUUGCGUUGGAAGGAGGGCUCUAUUGAGAGUGGUCGGCAUCAUCUCUUAAAGACCAUAGAGUCGUAUACUGCCAAUGAGAGAGUAGGGUUAGUGAAGCCAACCGAAGAGGUGGAGUUGUUCCUCUGUCCUUAUCAAGGGAAGGCAGCUCAGAUACUUGCUGACAACCUGCUAAAGGAGUUGUGGUGUGGCCAAGACCCCAUAUCUCAUCUAUGGUAGUUUAAAUUUGUGCAAUCUGCAAGCGUCUGUCCGCUUUGAUGCAUGGUUGCCUUGUCCCUCGUCCACUCAUCAGUUAAUAUAUGCAAGUAUCAUAAGAUCUGCAUAUUGAGAUGGUUUUAUGUUAUGUUGUGUCAGAACCUCGUGCACCUAGCCAUCUUGGUUUGUUUCCCUUCCCAGGGAGUCAAGUACUUGGUAUAUGUAACUGCAACAAGUUGAAUGCUAAAAUUGCUAUGUUUGGUUGCUUUCUUGCUGAA
Molecule: messenger RNA, 1281 nt
Organism: Triticum aestivum (bread wheat)
Lineage: Eukaryota; Viridiplantae; Streptophyta; Magnoliopsida; Poales; Poaceae
Exons: 6
Coding region: 74-1027 (317 amino acids)
Biological process (GO): DNA-templated transcription
Cellular component (GO): nucleus
Source: RefSeq, a predicted model, not a curated record